AUGUCGACACCGGAGAUCGACCAUACGUUAUCGCUCCUUUCGUCCCACCGCACUGUCUUGGGAUAUGUCGUCUUGUCCAGGGGUCAUCCUCACGGCAUCGUACGACAAUCCGGGGUCAUAUUUGACGGGGAGCAUGGCAGAAAGUACGCUAUCGCUAUUGGGAAGAUCAUGGAGAGCGUGCAGAGCUCGUUAGAGGAUCUGUCUGACGAUCCGAAUGGUGGUGAUGAAGUCCGGUUCCUCCGAAUACGAACGAAUAGACAUGAGAUUAUGAUAUCUCCCGACGAUAAAUACCUACUGGCCAUUCUGCACGAUCCGGCUUCAUGA
This is a messenger RNA of Pleurotus ostreatus (oyster mushroom), 324 nucleotides long. RefSeq lists its product as uncharacterized. Bases 1 to 324 code for a protein of 107 amino acids. Gene Ontology annotation, molecular function: dynein intermediate chain binding. Lineage: Eukaryota; Fungi; Basidiomycota; Agaricomycetes; Agaricales; Pleurotaceae. Gene Ontology annotation, cellular component: cytoplasm; cytoplasmic dynein complex. The record is from RefSeq and is a predicted model, not a curated record. The transcript is spliced from 3 exons. Gene Ontology annotation, biological process: microtubule-based movement.